AUGUCGUCUACCGUGGAUACGAAGGACCUGAAUCUUUCUUCAAAGGAGGGAAGGAAGAGGGCACAAUUUAUCAAAAUUUAUCUACGCGAAGAUGGCUCUUUUAAGGCCUUUGACCCCAAGUUCGAAAAGGGAACCACUUGUCUUGGUUUAGUUUUUGAAGAAGGGAUUAUGAUAGCUGUUGAUCAUCCACGCACAUCAUUGUGUCCACUGAACGUCGUUCAAUUGAAUUCUCACAUGCUGGCCACAAUAUCUGGUGGGAACGAAUUUUUGCUCAAAGAUCUGCAAAUGAAGUGCAACGAAUAUGAACUUGUGAGGCGGAGGGAACCUUCGGUUCCAGAGGUUUUGGACUGGCUGCGUGAGGCUCUUUUUGCUUACGAAAAGCCACGUCUGUCAGUAGGAAUACUGAUAGCUGUGUGGAACAAAUCGGAGCGUGGCCUGUAUCGCAUGAAUGGUUUUGGGAAACUUGAUACUUAUGAUAGACUUGCCACUGGAUCAGGUUCAGUCGAGGCUAUUGAAGCGUGCAGAUUCUUUGAGCCUGUAACUCAAGCUGCCAAUGUUUGUGGAGUUACCCUGCGUUCUCAGUAUGCUAUCUUCUCCUAUACUCAUAUUUUGUUCGUUUAUAUUGUGUUGGGUGCUAUUUUUCCUGUCGACUUCUUGAAAACAAAUAGUUUGUUUCUUAGUACUAGGAUGCGCAUAACUGAAGUUGCAGAGUUGGCCAAAGGGGCUAUAUGCAGGGCUGCGAAUGUUGCUCCUCAUUAUGGGGAGGUUGUCAGUGUUUACUGCCUACGAGAUGGAGGCUGCGAAAGGAUCCUCAUGGAUGAUAUGGAACCAUGGCAAAAGGAGCACAUCAAAGUCCAAAUGUUGAGGUAUGGCGGCGACUUCCUUAUGGAUAUUCGCUGGUAUGGCGGCGACUUCCCUGGUGAUAUUCGUUGGCAUGGCGAUAUUUUUGUCAGUGAUGUUUAUAGGUACGGCGACGAGUUCGUUGGAGUUUGCUCGUAUGCGACGAGUUCGUUGGAGUUCGCUCGUAUGGCUUUAAAAGAUUCAGUUAUCAUAAAUUUAGUUGUUAGAUCUAUGAUUUGGGAGUUUCAAUUGAUUUUUAAUGUUGUAUCUUUGUUUCGACACAUGAUACAACCACUGCUUGAUAAGUCACAAAAGGGGGACUGCAGUUCCGUCCUGAUCCCGGGGGCGCCUUGUGGACAAUAUGCACAAGGCAGAGAGCCAGAACCGACGACAAUGUGCUGCGAUAACUCAAGGCAACUGAAUAGCCAGCAAGUGAGCUGCCUCUGCCUCUUGUUGAAUGAUAAUUCCCUCGGAUCUUACACCGUGAAUAAAACAUUAGCCAGGGAACUGCAAGACCUCUGUAGCCUUCAGAACAGCUUGCCUAAUUGUUCAGAAGAGAUGCUGGCACCAGUGCCUCCUAGUUCACCUACUCCCCAAGUUUCAUCAGGGGCAACAAGUAAUGCUACGAUUGCUGCUUCCCCAAUGGUCAAAGUGAAACCUAGGUUCAAGAAGGUUGGGGAUCCUCAGAGUUCUGGAGUAAAGUUAGAUGCAGUGAAUCGCUUGGUGUUGGCUUUACUACUAUGUUUACUGGCUUUUCUUACAGUCUGA
Molecule: messenger RNA, 1608 nt
Organism: Oldenlandia corymbosa var. corymbosa
Lineage: Eukaryota; Viridiplantae; Streptophyta; Magnoliopsida; Gentianales; Rubiaceae
Source: the annotation of a GenBank genome assembly